AGUGGGAACGCAAGAAGUUGCUGGCGUGCGCUUGCCAAAUUCACUGCAGUUCUUUAGUCCAACAUACGCUUCCGCUGGUUCAGAGGAAACUGUCGAACCUUACACCACUGAGAAGCUCAGUCGUAUUCCUGGAGGUUACAUAUGUCUGACAGAACCCUGUCAAGUAAUGACAGUAGAUUUCAACAAUCUGCAGGAGCUGAAAAGCCUUGCAGCUAGGAAGCCAUGGAAACUCAGCCUGCCAGUCACUGAAGGAGGAAUACUAGAUGCUGUUGUGGUGUGGUUUGUACUACAGCUUGAUGAUGAGCACACUCUAUCUACAAAUCCCUGUGAGGAAACUUGCUGGGAACAGGCAGUCUAUCCUGUGCAGGGCCUCCUUGAUUAUUCUGUGAAGAGUGGAGAUACUGUGAUGAUGGAAGUUUGCUGCCAAGACUGCUACUUGAAGAUCCAGAAGAUUUCUUCUUUGACUUCAGAGUGUGGGAUGGACUUCAGUGACAGAGACGACACACUGAGUUUGGGCAAUGAAGCUGAAUUAUGUAAUGCUUUGGCUGGUCUUCAGACGACUAGCAAGCAGGAUGGCAGUGGUCGAGUAUGUGUGCUGGAAUCCACAGAAAUAGCCCUGCUGAACAACGUACCAUACCACGAAUGCUUUAAAGCUGCCAUGGGCAAAGUGCUGUUGUCGUUAAAUCCAAGUAAGGACUUGCAGUCCAUGGAUGUUGAUGGACAUGGCAGUGGGAUGAACCUCCAAGAGAGUCAAAACAAGAGCUCUCUAGAUGUGGUUCCUGAUCCUUUGUACAUUUUAGAUGUGUCCGAAGGCUUCUCCAUCCUGCCAAUUAUAGCUGGCAAACUUGGAUCGGUUAAAGCCUACAGUUCUAUUGAGAAAGAACAGCAUCAGGCAGCACUUAAUGCAAUUUCAGAAGCUAACCAUUUCCCUAAGGAAACAUUAGAGUUUUGGCUCAGCCACUUAGAUGAAAGCAUGGUACUACAGAGACCCAAAUCAGACAAAUUAUGGAGUAUUAUUAUCUUGGAUGUUAUAGAGACAUCAGGUUUAAUCCAGCAGGAGGUGAUGGAAAAGGCUGCAAUAUCCAGAUGUUUACUUCACAGUGGAGGGAAGAUUUUCCCACAGUAUGUGUUGGUAUAUGGCAUGCUUGUAGAAUCAGAGUCUCUGUUACUGGAGAGUGCUGUUCAAGGAACAGAACCAACUCUUGGGUUUAACAUAGCCCCUUUUAUCAACCAGUUCAAGGUACCUGUUCGUGUGUAUUUGGACCUCUCUACGUUACCGUGUCUACCCUUGAGCAAGCCAGCAGAGCUUCUAAGGCUGGAUCUCAUGAACCCUCUCUUGAACAGCUCCAGCAAAGAAGUGAAGGUACAAAUUUGUAAGUCUGGCCGAGUCACUGCAAUUCCCUUCUGGUAUCACAUACAUCUAGAUGAAGACCAUAGCUUGAAUACAUCUGAUGAGUCCUCGCACUGGAAACAAGCUGCAGUUGUUCUCGAUGAGCCCAUCCAAGUUCAGGCGGGAGAUGAACUUGUGCUUGAUGUUCAACACCAUAAAAGCAAUAUUAGCAUUACAGUUAAACGGUGAAGAAUGUGUGAACUGAGUUGUGGUUAAUUACCUAUGCAUAAAUUGACUGUUCAUAACAUCACUGAUGUUAAUUUAUAUUAAAGUCUAAAUUUGAUCUACUGAUCAAA
Molecule: messenger RNA, 1686 nt
Organism: Pelecanus crispus (Dalmatian pelican)
Lineage: Eukaryota; Metazoa; Chordata; Aves; Pelecaniformes; Pelecanidae
Source: RefSeq, a predicted model, not a curated record